AUGCCUCAGAAGUUUAUUCUGGAAGUGGAACUCUUUGAUAUAUGGGGAAUUGACUUCAUGGGCCCUUUCUCUCCUUGCUACACAUUCAAAUACAUCUUGGUGGCGGUAGAAUAUGUUUUAAAAUGGGUGGAGGCUAUAGCCACCACUACAUGUGAUACCAAUGUGGUUUUGAAAUUUCUCAGAAGAAAUAUCUUCACUAGGUUUGGAGUACCAAAGGGACUUAUAAGUGAUGGAGGGAGCCAUUUUUGCAACAAACACCUGAACACCCUCCUUCAUAAAUAUGGAAUGACUCAUAAGGUGGCUACACCUUAUCACCCACAGACAAAUGGCCAAGCUGAGCUUGCAAACAGAGAGCUAAAGAAGAUUUUGGAGAAAACAUUAGUAUAUGGUAAAGCCUGCCAUCUUCCUGUGGAGCUUGAACAUAAAGCUUUCUGGGCCACUAAGCUCCUCAACCUUGACUCUCAAGCAGCAGGGGAGAAAAGAUUGUUGCAGCUCAAUGAGUUAGAAGAAUUCAGACUUGAAGCAUAUGAGAAUGCCAGAAUAUACAAGGAAAGACCAAAGAAAUGGCAUGACAAGAAGAUCACAAGAAAAGAAUUUGAGCCAGGGCAACAUGUGUUAUUAUACAACUUUAGACUCAAGAAUUUUCCUGGGAAACCCAAGUCUAAAUGGACUGGACCCUAUCUGGUAACCAAGGUUUCUCCAUAUGGAAGCCUUGAACUUUUGAAUGAAGCUACAAAGGAUACAUUCACAGCUAAUUGUCACAGAGCCAAACAUUACCUGGGAGGAUUGUGGAACAAAGAAAAGAGCAUUCAGGAGCUGGGAUGA
Arachis ipaensis is the source of this 825-nucleotide messenger RNA. Lineage: Eukaryota; Viridiplantae; Streptophyta; Magnoliopsida; Fabales; Fabaceae. The record is from RefSeq and is a predicted model, not a curated record.